Molecule: messenger RNA, 1071 nt
Organism: Cherax quadricarinatus
Lineage: Eukaryota; Metazoa; Arthropoda; Malacostraca; Decapoda; Parastacidae
Source: RefSeq, a predicted model, not a curated record
AAGACAUGUGCAACAGCUGAGUAACUUUAGUAUCGAAACUUUCCAUCUGCUCUGCAGGUUUCUUCAGUUGAAUACAGAGGUGACAUAUUGUCGACACCAGAAAGACCGGAGAGGCUGUGUGCGGGUGCAUGAGCCAGAGUUUGAUUGAUCCCAUUCCUCGUCCCUGCCGUACUCUGGGUCGACCUUCGGACCUUGAGCUGGAUCCCGCCAGGAGCCACAACGAGUACCCGGCAGGAGGAGUAUUGAUGGCCUUGGCUUCCAUCCCUGCAGGCUUGGAUGGUGUCUUCGAGUUCUACCUGUGUCCCCAGUCAGACAACUCUGCAGAGGAGUGUCUGGAGAGGAUACCGCUGGAACUGGGUGACGGCUCUGGCUCAGUCUUCAACCUGACCUCCGUUACUCGUCCUGACAAGUACGAGAUCGCUAUCAGGAUUCCUGACGAUGUUACCUGCGACCUCUGUACCCUACAGCUGCGGGUGGUGGUGAACUGUCGGGAUCCCUCCAAGUGUGUUAGAGUGGACGAUGUCUUCUGCUCUGAUGUCACCGUCCGCGAGGCCAAAGACUCCGAGAAAAGGAUGUUUGCACUUCUUUUCCAGGUUCUCGGCGGAAUAAUUAAAAGUAUUAGAAGAGUCUAACGCCGUAACCUGUGUGGCUACAGGAUGAUACAUAAAAGAACAGACUAGAUCUACUCUCGAUACCUGUGUUUCCCCUCAAUUUACACUUACACUCACCCAAAUGACUGUAAACAUAAAAGGUCGAAUAAAGCUAUUGCCAAACAAAUCUUAAACUAGUCAUAAGUUUGCCUGAGAUACUCCAAUAUAGGAGCUAUAAUGUAAACUGUGUAUCGUGCCAAGACCAACCAUUCUCAUUGCUAAAUUUACAAACUAUAAUGUAGUUACCUAGCUUUAAUAUCAAUAUCCUCCAUAACUUGUAUCAAUAUACAGUUUGAAUUAGUCUGACUGAAACGCCUAGUUAUGCUAGGCAUGAUAGUGGCCCUCUUUGUAAUUAGUAUUUUAUAAUAUGCAAACCACAAAUUGUAAUCUUUCCAGAGAAUAAACUAUUGAUUUGAUUUAA